AUGUUUUCUGUAUUGGAUGAAAGUGACAUGUCUAUCUUUGCGUCUAUAGCUCACCAACUGUGUAAGAGAAGAAACCUUUAUGUCUUUGAACGUAAGUUUGAAGCCCCUGAGACAGUGGUGAAAACUGCCACUCAGAUAGCACUAGAGUACAAGGAAGCAAACAGCAUCCAGGGGAGUAAAAUCAAACCAGCAGCUUCCUCGGCUCAGAGCUGGUCAACCCCUCCUUUGCACGUUUUUAAGGCCAAUUGGGAUGCCUCAAUAGAUAAAAUGCAAUGCAGAGUGGGAGUAGGAGUGGUGGUUAGAGAUUGGAAUGGUCAAGUGGUUGCUACUCUCAGAUCCCAAAGGGAUCUAUUCCCUGAUCCUUUGUUAGCUGAAUCCAUUGUAGCCCUUAAAGCAGUCAUCCUAUGUAACCAACUGAACAUGCAGGACAUAAUUCUAGAGGGAGACUCUCUCAAUGUGGUUCAAAUGAUCAAGGGUGAAGAGAAGAACUGGAGCUGCACAGGAAUGAUCAUUCAAGACACCAGAACACUGCUUAAGAAAAUGAAAAACUGGUCUGUGAUGCAUGUGUCUAGGAAUUUUAACAGUAUUGCCCAUUGUUUAGCUAAGGAUGCACUUAAACUCUCUGAGGAGAGCAUCAGUUUGGAGGGAGUCCCUCCUUGUAUCCAACAUUUGCUAAUCUAA
Carya illinoinensis is the source of this 681-nucleotide messenger RNA. RefSeq lists its product as uncharacterized. The transcript has a single exon. Gene Ontology annotation, molecular function: RNA-DNA hybrid ribonuclease activity; nucleic acid binding. The record is from RefSeq and is a predicted model, not a curated record. Bases 1 to 681 code for a protein of 226 amino acids. Lineage: Eukaryota; Viridiplantae; Streptophyta; Magnoliopsida; Fagales; Juglandaceae.